Molecule: messenger RNA, 1717 nt
Organism: Populus trichocarpa (black cottonwood)
Lineage: Eukaryota; Viridiplantae; Streptophyta; Magnoliopsida; Malpighiales; Salicaceae
Exons: 7
Coding region: 412-1449 (345 amino acids)
Molecular function (GO): phosphatidylinositol transfer activity
Source: RefSeq, a predicted model, not a curated record
AUGUCAGAAAUGAAAUUAAAAAAAGAAGGGCCGAAAUCUCCUAAAAAUCACCCUUCGUUAUCCAUUCACCGGGCAGGAGAACAGAAUGAGGCAAGGAGCCAAAUACUCAUCAUCAACAACCGGUCAAUCGAAUAAAUCCGCUUCCAAAAACUACCUCAAAAUGCCAGCUACCUGCCCUUCUUCCUGUUGUGUUUGGUCUCUCAACACUUCUUCUUCUUCUUCUUAUAGGCAUAUCCUUUCUGUUUGUCCAAACCCACUUGCGAGUAACAACAAUCUCGGAUACUAAAAAUCUAUCAUCCAACGUUGCACCACACAAGAAAUGAGACUUUUUGUUGCACAUAAAUAGAAAGAAAUGGGGCCAUCUUGUUUAACAGCUAAAAGCUUGCACAAGCGUCACUAAAUUUUGCAAAGAUGUCUAUCAGAAAGUUGCAAGGAAGCAGUACAGAAAAAUCUUUGUCGGAGCAAGAGCAGCUGGCUAAGAUCAAUGAUGUUAGGAAGAUUCUAGGUCCUGUAGCUGAUAAGCUUCCAGUGCUUUGUUCUGAUGCAUCAAUAUCAAGGUAUCUCAGAGCAAGGAACUGGAAUACAAAGAAGGCAGCCAAGAUGUUGAAAAACACAUUGAAAUGGAGGUUGGAAUUCAAGCCUGAGAAGAUCCGAUGGGAAGAUAUUGCUAAUGAAGCUGAGACUGGAAAAGUCUAUAGAGCUAAUUAUCUUGACAAGAAGGGACGGACUGUUCUUAUCUUUAGACCUGGUUUCCAGAAUACAAGCGGCAUAAGAGGACAGAUCAGACACCUUGUUUACUGUAUGGAGAAUGCUAUAACAACUUUAAAUCCAGAUCAGGAUCAGAUGGUAUGGCUAAUUGAUUUCCAAGGGUGGACAAUGUCCUGCAUAUCAGUGAAGGCUGCUCGGGAAACAGCUCACAUCCUGCAAAAUCAUUACCCUGAGAGACUAGGUGUUGGAAUCCUCUACAACCCCCCCAAAGUAUUUGAAUCCUUUUGGACGCUGGUGAAACCAUUUAUUGAACCCAAAACAUACAAGAAAGUGAGUUUUGUCUAUUCCAAUGGACCACAGAGCCAAAAGCUGAUGGAAGAACUCUUUGAUAUGGAUAAGCUGGAUUGUGCAUUUGGUGGCAGAAACUCAGCUGGGUUUAACUAUGAAGCUUAUGCCCAAUGGAUGAGGGAGGAUGACAAGAAAAAGUUUGAUAUGAUGAACUGUGGCUCGUCAUCACCGCUACCAUCCAUCAUGUCUGAAUCACAGAGCUCAGAGACAUUGACUCCAAGUGGUAUCUCCAUGGCUUCUGACGAAGAUGACAGUUCAUCUGGCGAUGAAAAAACCUUAAACUUGGAGAAUAUUGAUGAGAAAACACAAGGUUUGCCACUUAGUGGCGAAGAUGUUGCAGUUAGUGAAGCAGUUGACAUAGUAAAAGAACUAAAGAAAGGAGAGCUGGCAUGAUUUUCAAACUUGGGAGAGUGUGGAUGAGCACAAGGCUCAGCACUUGGCGUCGAUCACACUGUGAUGAUGAAGCUGAAGUGGAGAAAAGAAGUGAAAAUUAGGUGAGCUCGAAGUUGGCACGAGAACAAGGAUAGGUUCUGGUUAACAUUAUUUUUCUUUCAAAUUUUGAGCAAGUGGCUUGGCACGCUAACAGCUGCAUGAUGAAAACCUUGAUUGGAAAAUUCGUUUUCGUUCUUGUUGAAUGUCAAAAUAAAUCUUUUACAGCCAA